This is a messenger RNA of Calypte anna (Anna's hummingbird), 3665 nucleotides long. It is a transcript of the gene USPL1, whose product is annotated as ubiquitin specific peptidase like 1. Lineage: Eukaryota; Metazoa; Chordata; Aves; Apodiformes; Trochilidae. Gene Ontology annotation, molecular function: SUMO binding. The record is from RefSeq and is a predicted model, not a curated record. The transcript has 9 exons. Bases 196 to 3585 code for a protein of 1129 amino acids. Gene Ontology annotation, cellular component: Cajal body. Gene Ontology annotation, biological process: Cajal body organization; protein desumoylation.
GCUUGGCGUGGCGGCAGGGACGAGCCGGAAACUGCGCAGCGACAGCCGGGCCGGCGGCGGGGGCCGCGUUUGCCGCUGCGGGCAGCUCCUUGCCCUGGGACAACGGGCGCUGGAUAACGGAUGCGGGGAGUCUUUGAAAAAUCCUUAGUGAUCAUGACAUUGUUACAAGUGACAUAAGUUAGCCAGUGGCUCAGAAUGAUGGAUACCCAGAAGACUACAAAUGGUUUGCAAGUGAUUGGAGAAGGGACUGGUAUAGGGAAAUCGACACUCCACAUGGUGGGGUAUUUGGGAAAAAACUGUAACCCUGUGGAAACAACUGCACAUGAGUAUUGUCCAGUCUGCAAAGAGAAGGGCCAGGUCCAAGUGUUACGGACUUAUCGCAUUAAUUUUCAAGAGUCCAUUUUUCUUUGUGAAAAUCCUCAGUGUAUCUACCCACUUGGUUAUAAACCGAUAAACAGCAUAAUUACUUCUACUGAUUCAGAGAAUCAUCAAGUUCCAUCUACUCAUAAGAAGAGGAAAUUGUGUGAUAGUAGUGACUUUUCUCCUGUUGAAUCACAUCCAAAAAAAGCAAGAACUAAUAAUGUUGUAAAAGCUGACCACACUGUUAAUACAGAUCCUGUUGUCAAAUGCUAUCAGAAUGGUUUAUGUAUUCCAAAAUUGAACUUACACGAUGUGUUACAAAAUGAUAAGCAAAAACUUAAUAACAAUGUGGAGUCCUGCAUGCAGAAGGUGGAUUUUGAAACAGACAGCAUCACUAACAUCUAUCAAGAAAGUCCUCCACAGACUUCUAGUCCCAGAACACAGCUCUUGCCAAAUUCUGAACUUACCUCAGCAUCUGAAAUUUUGCUCAAAGAUGAUAAAGCUUCCACUAAUAACACCAAUUUAUGUCUUCAAUGGAGAAACACACAUAAUCUUUGUUGGUUAGAUUGUAUUUUGUCAGCACUGGUACAGUUAGAAACAUUAAGAUUUGCUCUGGCAGAAGACUGUAGUGAUGGAAAAUGUUUACUCCAGGAGCUCUUAACAAAAUAUAACCAAGCAACUGUGCUUCUGAAUACUUGUGACAGGAUUAAAGUAAAAGAUGUUCUUCCAAAAGCAGAAUCACAUCUCAAUGAAAUCAGAAACAGAAUUUUUACACAGCUUCAACCUCGACUUAGGUGUAAAUUUGGUAAGAAUAGUCCAGUGUUUGCACUCCCUCUCCUCUUAAAACUGGAUCAACAAGCUGAGAAGCUCUUCUUGCAUUCAUUUUCAUGGAAGUUUGAAUGUUUACGUUGUGGCUACAAAUACCAGGACCGGUGUGAGAAAACACUAACAACAUUCACAAAUAUAAUUCCUGAUUGGCAUCCACUUAAUGCUUUCCAUGUUGGACCAUGUAAUAACUGUAGUGAUAGAUCUCAAAGAAGACAGAUGAUUUUGGAAAAAAUACCUUCAAUAUUAAUGUUACAUUUCGUAGAAGGUUUGCCACAUAACAACCUGAGGAGCUAUUCAUUUCAGUUUGGAGACAACUGCUACCAAAUAACAUCUAUUGUUCAGUAUCAAACAGAUAAGAAGCACUUCAUAACCUGGUCUUUGAAUCCUGAUGGAACUUGGCUGGAAUGUGACGAUUUAAAGGGGCCAUAUUGCAAGAGACAUACAAGAUUUGAAGUUCCUCCUUCAGAGAUUCAUAUUGUUAUCUGGGAAAAGAAAACAUCCCGUGUGUCAGAAGAACUGAAUGCACAGUUCCAGGCUAAACAUAUUGAAGAUCUACCUCUUAAUAACGUACAGUCGAAUUCCACAGUGUUGCACUGUGGUUUUGAUAUCAUGCUAGACAAAAUACCUGAAGAACAUCACAAAGAGGAUUCUGUGAGAACUCCAGACAAGAAAGAGCAGCAGGUAGCUGAGGAUGAAAGUGGCAUUCAUGAUACCAUGGUAAACAAAAUACCUGAAGAACAUCACAGAGAGGAUUCUGUGAGAACUCCAGACAAGAAACAGCAGCAGGUAGCUGAGGAUGACACUGACAUUCAUCAUGGCUUAGUAAAUCUGGCACAGGAUGAUCUUGUAACACUGAUACUUGAAGAAAUUCAAGUUGACUCGGAAGGUAAAUUGCUGUCAAAUGGACAAAUGGUGGGAAACAACUUUGUUGGUGAAACCAGCACAUUGCAGCAGGGGCAGUUAGCUUUUUCAUCUCACAGUCCAUGUGAAGAGUUUGCUGGAACUGGUCUAGCUAUGAACAACAAAGCAGUGUUAUAUGAAAACUCCAGCAUUUGCUUGCCCCUGGAACAGUUAAACCCAUCAAAUAUUACCCCUUCUGAGCCCAAAACCCGAGACCCUGACCCACCUGAUUCAUUACUUGCUCAAAAAGUAGAUGACAAUACUAAUUUCCCUAACACAGAACAUGGGUUAAAUUCAGAGCUACAGCUAAAUAGGAAGUUGCCACUAGUAGAGAAUAUUAUGCAAAAAUCACCUGACUUGCAAGAUGCAAAUAAAAUUGUAGUUAAUUCUCAGGUUGCCAAUUUUACUUCUGCCAAUAAUUCCUCUCAGCCUUCACACAAAGACCAAAAAAGAGGAUUUGUAGGAAGCUGGGUAAAGAAAUUAUUAGGCAAGAAUGCUUCUUUUAUGCCUUCAAGUGCCUCAGCUCUCAAGAAUGAGAGAAGUUGCAGAACUCCCUCAGUGCAAAAAAUAAGUGAAGUACGGUUGCCAGUUAAGGGAGCCAGUAACUUUGGUGGGUUUCAAAGCAGACGUACAAACAAAACAACUGAGACCCCCAAGUCAGUGGCUCCUGGGAGCAGUAACACUCUCCCUUUAUCAAAUUUCAAAGGAUUUUCUCAAAGCUCUCAUCUUCCAACAGCAAGUCGUACCGCUACCGAAGAUCCGACUUGGAAUAAGUCAGGAAGUAGGUUGGGUGCCUCAGGUAAAGUGACUCAGUUCCAUUCACCUCCCUGUAACUCUGGGAAGGCAGAAGAGUCAGACAGGGACAAAACAAAAAGACUUCGCCUAAAACUGUUAAAAAAGCUUAAUGCUAAAAAGAAGAAGUUGGCUUCACUGGAUAGGCUAGCAGUGGAACAGAUGCAACAUGAAAAAGCUGUGAGUGAAGAUGUAAGUACCCCACCACAGACUGCUUCUCACAGUGACAGUGAGUUGCUGCAGAGCUUUUUAAGGGAACUGCAGCAUCAGAUUGAUGUUGCAGGGAAUGAAUCUGAAUUUAAUAUAAACUCUGUAUCAGGGUGCACUAGCAAUAGUAACAGUGAUGAAAUACUGGCAGAACUGCUGUCCCCUACUUCAACUGUUGCUUCCCUGGAGGCUCCUAAAAGUGAAGAUGAAUGUAUGUAUAUGGAAAUGGUGCAUAGCAGUGUUACAGCAACAGAGCCUGAUGACACCAGUGUGCCACAUGCAGCAAUGACAGGUGAGGACCACAAUUAUUACAGUCCUGUCAAGGAUGGUAAUUUAGAACUUCAUGCAAUAAGCAAACCCAGCAUGAAAAAGCUUGCUUUUGAAAGCCCUACAGGGGAAGAUAUCCUUGAUGACCUGUUCUCCAUUUCAACACCAAGCUCAAUGGCAGGUGACAUAGAUUUACCUCAUUUUGAUGAAACACUGUUUGAAACUUGGUAAAUAUUUGGUUUCUUGGUUUUAAGUGUUUUUCAAUCUUGUGUAUAUUUGGAAGCAAAGCACUAUUAAAUUAUGUUUUCUAA